GAAGAAAAUAUUCGGGACAUGUUUUAUAGAAAACAUUAUGCAAAUAUGUGCUACUAAUCUUACUUAUUACAAAUCUUAACCUGUCCUUUUUCGACAAAAUUGUCGUGUUUAAGCUCACAUAACAUACAAGUGACAAGAUGCUGGAACAGAAAAAAGAGCAACAAAUGCCAUAAUGGGGGGAAUCACCCCCUUUGGGCCCUUCACUGAUUCUUCAUGUUGUUUCUUCCCAACCGUUCCCACUUUUGGAGUUAUUUUAACCCUUUCGCUCCAAUUCAACCCUUUCCAAGCAUUCCUACUAACUAGCCAUGGCAGUUAUCACUGUGAACACCAAUGUCUCCACUUCCUUUUUCCUCUCAACCUCAUGCAAACCAAAACCCUUCAUCUUCCAACCCCUCAAACAACAACUUCCGUUACUUAAACCCUUCAAAUGCCUCCGACGCCGUUCAAGUUCGGUCAAGCCAAACCCUGUGAUUUCCUGCUCCGCGAUCGCCACCUCGGAGCUCGUUGUUCCGUCCAAGCUCGAGCAGCUCGCGGCGGAGUUCCGGUUGCUGCAGGAGCCGAGGGAGCGGGUGAAGCGCCUGCUUGACUUCGCCGCGGCGAUGGAGCCUAUGGCGGAGUCGGGUCGGGUCGACUCGAACCGGGUGAUGGGGUGCACCUCGCGCGUCUGGGUGGAGGUGGGGAUCGACGAGGAGGGGAAAGUGAGGGUGGCGGCGGACAGUGAUUCGGAUAUUACGAGGGGUUUCUGCGCGUGUCUGGUGUGGGUGCUGGAUGGUUCAAAGCCGGAGGAAGUUAUGAAUGUGAGCACCGACGAUUUGGCUGGUCUGAAUGCGGGGUUGCCGGGAGGGAGUGGGCGUUCGAGGGUUAACACGUGGCACAACGUGCUGGUGAGCAUGCAGAAGAGGACCAAGCAGUUGGUGGCUCAGAGGGAAGGGAAGUUUCCCUUUGAGCCUUUUCCUUCCUUGGUUAUUACCUCUGAUGGGGUUUUUCCCAAGGGUAGCUACGCUGAAGCCCAGGCAAAAUAUCUGUUCCCUAACGAGUUAAAAGUUGAUGAAUUAGUCAAUUUGCUGAAGGAGAAGAACAUUGGUGUUGUUGCACACUUUUACAUGGAUCCUGAGGUCCAAGGCAUUUUAACUGCUGCUCAGAAGCAAUGGCCACAUAUCCAUAUAUCUGAUUCACUGGUCAUGGCAGAUACUGCAGUUAAAAUGGCAAAAGCUGGAUGCCAGUUCAUAACAGUGUUGGGUGUGGAUUUUAUGUCAGAAAAUGUGCGUGCCAUUCUUGAUCAAGCGGGUUUUAGUGAGGUUGGUGUGUAUAGGAUGUCAAAUGAGCAAAUUGGUUGCUCUCUGGCUGAUGCUGCAGCUACUCCUACUUACAUGGAAUAUCUUUCAGCUGCUUCCAGGUCUACGUCUUUGCACGUCAUAUACAUUAACACUAAGUUAGAGACAAAGGCAUUUGCUCAUGAGCUUGUGCCUACAAUAACCUGUACUUCAUCAAAUGUUGUCCAGACUAUCCUACAGGCAUUUGCUCAAGUUCCAGAUUUGAGCAUAUGGUAUGGACCUGAUUCUUACAUGGGUGCAAACAUUAAAGAACUGUUCCAACAAAUGGCAAAGAUGACCGAUGAAGAGAUUGCUGCAAUACAUCCCGAGCACAGUCAAGACUCUAUUAGAUCAUUAUUACCUCGACUUCACUAUUUUGAGGAUGGAACAUGCAUUGUUCACCAUCUAUUUGGCCAUGAAGUUGUGGAGAAUAUCAAAGAAAUGUAUUGUGACGCGUUUCUCACUGCUCAUCUUGAGGUUCCUGGAGAGAUGUUUUCAUUGGCAAUGGAAGCAAAGAGAAGGGGAAUGGGCGUAGUAGGCUCCACUAAGAAUAUUUUAGAUUUCAUACAAGAUCGGGUUCAGGAAGCUUUGGACAGAAAUAUAAAUGAUCAUCUCCAAUUUGUUUUAGGAACAGAAUCUGGGAUGGUGACUUCAAUUGUGGCUAAAGUUCGUAGUUUGUUGGAGCCUGCGAAGUCCUCUUCUGAAAAAGCAAAAGUUACAGUUGAAAUAAUCUUUCCAGUUUCUUCUGACUCAAUCUCAAAAACAUCCUCAAGUUUAUCCUCAGGUGUUCAAUCUACCAAAGUGGGUGAUAUCAUACUUCCCGUGGUACCAGGAAUAGCCAGCGGGGAGGGCUGUUCCAUUCAUGGUGGCUGUGCAUCUUGUCCAUACAUGAAGAUGAAUUCUCUGAGCUCACUCCUGAAAGUUUGCUGUAACCUGCCUGAUGAAGAAAAUAUCCUUUCUGCAUACCAGGCAGAGCGAUUUAAGUUGCAAACACCAAAUGGGAAAUCAGUGGCAGAUGUUGGGUGUGAGCCUAUUUUGCACAUGAGGAAUUUCCAGGCUACUAAAAAACUUCCAGAGAUUCUUGUGAACCAGAUUCUUCACCCUCGACAAAGUACAUGCUGAAUUUGAUGAACUUUUGAAACAAUAAUGUGAUGUGAAGACCGACAAUUGUACUCCUAUGUUGUGAGCUAUUCCAAGUUGCAAAAGCCAGGUCCGUGCGUGGUCUUUGUCUUUCAAUAUAGCACGUUAAUUACUAAUACAACCACAUUUUGUUGUUGUACGAUAUCUAAUAUCGAUUAUUUAGAUAAAGAUUACAUAAUAUAGUUUCGUAUUGGUA
Messenger RNA from Vigna angularis (adzuki bean), 2649 nucleotides. Its product is annotated as quinolinate synthase, chloroplastic. Gene Ontology annotation, biological process: 'de novo' NAD+ biosynthetic process from L-aspartate. Lineage: Eukaryota; Viridiplantae; Streptophyta; Magnoliopsida; Fabales; Fabaceae. Gene Ontology annotation, molecular function: quinolinate synthetase A activity; 4 iron, 4 sulfur cluster binding. The coding region runs from base 306 to 2435 and encodes 709 amino acids. Gene Ontology annotation, cellular component: chloroplast. The record is from RefSeq and is a predicted model, not a curated record. The transcript has 7 exons.